UAAGCAUCCCGUUAGUUUCUAUCACCCACAGAGAGAGAGGGAGAGGGAGAGGGAGAGGGAGCGGGAGAGGGAGAGGCUCUGUUCUCAAAACCCCAUGGCUGCUCCUUUAUCACUGUUGCUAUCCAUUACACUACUCUUAGUAGUAGCUCACCGGCCAAUCUCAGCUAGAAGAGAAGUGAUCAAAUCAAAGCAUGGGGCUGUGGCCACCGACGAUGGUCGGUGCUCAAUCGUGGGAAGAGAUGUGCUGAGAGAGGGCGGCAAUGCGGUGGACGCAGCGGUGGCCGCUGCCCUCUGCUUGGGUGUGGUCAGCCCGGCGUCGAGUGGGAUUGGUGGGGGUGCUUUCUUGGUGGUGAGGAUGGCUGAUGGCAGAGCUCAGGCCUUUGAUAUGAGGGAGACCGCACCCUUGUGGGCAUCCGAGAAUAUGUACUCUGGUAAUGCUGCUUCAAAAUCCAGUGGUGCUCUUUCAGUAGCAGUACCAGGAGAAAUUGCAGGCCUUCAUGAAGCUUGGAAGCAGCACGGAAAACUUCCGUGGAAGAGGCUAGUUGUUCCCGCUGAAAGCAUCGCUAGACGAGGAUUCAGAAUAUCUCCUUAUUUAUACAUGCAGAUGAAUAAAACAAGUGCAGGCAUUUUUGCAGAUAGAGGGUUGCGUGAUAUACUAACAGCAAACGGAAAUCUCUUAAAGCCAGGUGAUAUCUGCCUUAACAAAAGACUUGCACAGACAUUAAGAGCUAUUUCAGUCUAUGGACCGAAGGUAUUUUAUAACGGUUCAGUUGGAAUUAACCUAGUUAAAGAUGUUAAGAGAGCAGGAGGUAUAUUGUCACUGAAAGACUUACAAGGUUAUAGGGUGAAAGUGACAGAACCGAUGUCUGCAGAUAUUAUGGGCUUAAAGAUCUUGGGUAUGCCUCCCCCUUCAUCUGGGACUGCUGGAAUGAUCCUUAUAUUAAAUAUUCUUUCUCAAUAUCAAAUACCUUCAGGUGUUUCUGGUUCCCUUGGGCUUCAUCGGUUCAUUGAAUCAUUGAAACACAUGAUGGCUGUGAGGAUGAAUCUUGGGGAUCCUGACUUUGUAGAUGUUUCUCAAGUUCUAUCUGAUAUGCUCUCUCCCAAGUUUGCAGCAGAGUUGAAGAAAAAAAUAUUUGACAACAUGACAUUUGAUCCUAGCUACUACGGUGGAAAGUGGAAUCUAAUCAAUGAUCAUGGAACCAGUCAUUUAAGCAUUAUUGAUGGUGAACGAAAUGCUAUUUCUAUGACUAGUACAGUAAACUCAUACUUUGGUUCACAGCUUUUAUCACCAAGUACAGGAAUAUUGCUCAACAAUGAAAUGGAUGAUUUUUCCAUCCCUGGGAAUUCUUCUGCAAAUACUCCACCACCAGCUCCUGCUAAUUUUAUCAUCCCAAGGAAAAGGCCAUUAUCCUCUAUGACGCCAGCAAUUGUUCUCAAGGAUGGGCAUUUGAAGGCAGCAGUAGGUGCAAGUGGGGGAGGCAUGAUAAUUGCUGCAACGACUCAACUCUUCUUGAAUCACUUCGCUAAGAGAAUGGACCCCUUCUCUUCUGUUCUUAGCCCAAGAUCUUAUCAUCAGCUGAUUCCUAAUGUGGUUCAGUAUGAGAACUGGACAACAGUUACAGGAGACCACUUUGAAGUUCCAGAAGAGGAAAGAUUAGCCCUAAAGAAGAAGGGCCACGUCCUACAACCGUUGGCCGGUGGGACCAUUUGUCAGUUCGUCGUUCAUAACUCCGAAAAACCUAACGAAUUCACUGGAGAUGUUCCCUCUGGUGAUCUUACCGCUGUGAGUGACCCAAGAAAAGGUGGUUUUCCAGCAGGAUACUAAAACAACUGGACGCAAACUGUAGUUAUCAUAGAAGGAUUCUCGACUCCGAUAGCAUUUCAAAUUUGAUUCACAGAAUAAAGUUUUUGGAUGUAUUUUAUGUGGAAAGAUGUCUACUGGGUAGCGCAGAUAGAAUAAUUGUUGCAAGGAAUAAACCGCUUAUUGUUUCAGUCUUUUAUCUUGAAAGAAUUGAUUUAUUCAAAUUAUAGAAGGAUGACCACAGAUCAGUCAACAUCUGUAUUA
Asparagus officinalis (garden asparagus) is the source of this 2065-nucleotide messenger RNA. Its product is annotated as gamma-glutamyltranspeptidase 1-like. Gene Ontology annotation, molecular function: glutathione gamma-glutamate hydrolase. Gene Ontology annotation, cellular component: plasma membrane. The record is from RefSeq and is a predicted model, not a curated record. The transcript is spliced from 7 exons. Gene Ontology annotation, biological process: glutathione catabolic process. The coding region runs from base 95 to 1825 and encodes 576 amino acids. NCBI's taxonomy places the organism in Eukaryota, Viridiplantae, Streptophyta, Magnoliopsida, Asparagales, Asparagaceae.